GCCAGAGCAGGAUUCAGAAUUCUAUUUUUCUCUGUGUCUCUUCCGGAGGGUUCAGGUCGUUCUCCGAUUUUGGUCUUUCGAACAACGAAACCCUAGCCUAGGCCAAAGCAGGCAUCAGAAGAAGAAAGAGACCCGAUCAAGCAGGAUGUUGAGAGUCGCUGGGAGGAAGCUGUCUUCUCUCCCCUGGAGGAGGCCGCCUUUUGCCGCGUCAUCGGCAUCUCCGGCCUUAUUCAAUGGCCCCGGCCCCUUCCCUUCAUCCGAUACCUCCAGAUCAUCCUCAUUCCACUCUCCUUCUAGCACCUUCUCUCUCACUCCUGCCUUUUUCCAUCAAAUCAGAGGGCUUUCUUCUGACUCUCUUGCCUCAGCGCAUGAUAUUGGUUUAGUCCAAGACCUCCCAGCUACAGUUGCAGCUAUUAAGAAUCCAAGCGCAAAAAUUGUGUAUGACGAGUACAACCAUGAGCGCUAUCUUCCUGGUGACCCCAAUAAACGUGCAUUUGCUUACUUUGUUUUAACUGGAGGCAGGUUUGUUUAUGCCUCAUUGAUUCGUCUUCUGAUACUCAAGUUUGUUCUGAGCAUGUCUGCCAGUAAGGAUGUUCUUGCACUUGCCUCUCUUGAGGUGGAUCUAUCCAGCAUUGAGCCUGGCACUACAGUCACAGUCAAGUGGCGUGGGAAACCAGUAUUCAUUAGGUAUCGGACUGAGGAUGACAUCAAACUGGCUAACAGCAUUGAUGUUGGCUCCCUGCGUGAUCCACAAGAGGAUGCUCUUAGGGUGAAGAAACCUGAAUGGCUCGUAGUUAUUGGAGUAUGCACCCAUCUGGGGUGUAUUCCCUUGCCAAAUGCUGGUGAUUUUGGUGGCUGGUUUUGCCCUUGCCAUGGGUCUCAUUACGACAUCUCUGGUAGAAUUCGCAAAGGACCUGCACCAUACAAUUUGGAGGUGCCAACAUACACUUUCUUGGAUGAGAAUAAGUUACUUAUUGGCUGAGCGUUUACCAUGAAUUUCUACAAGAAAGACAACUGUAACUGGUUCUAAUGUUUUGGCGUGCUCAAGACCAGAUAGAGCAUGAUUUAUUUUUCUCUCACUCCUUAUGGCUUUCUUCUUUUGUUUUUUCUUUUACUUGUGCCAUUCUAGUUAUAAUUUACUUGAUAAGGAUUUUGUUUUUGCCAGUCCAGGCAGGGCCUUGCCAUCCUGAAUAAUUCAGCUGGCUUCUGUAGGGAAUAUACUGUCAAAUAAAUAGAGGUUGAGACGUAUUACUAUAUUAUGUGCUACUGUGCAUUUUAUCUUAUCAACAGAUCUUCUGAAGGUUGACAGUAUUGCCUUCACGUCUGGCAAUUUCAA
This is a messenger RNA of Coffea eugenioides, 1336 nucleotides long. RefSeq names its product cytochrome b-c1 complex subunit Rieske-4, mitochondrial-like. The record is from RefSeq and is a predicted model, not a curated record. Gene Ontology annotation, molecular function: 2 iron, 2 sulfur cluster binding; quinol-cytochrome-c reductase activity. Gene Ontology annotation, biological process: mitochondrial electron transport, ubiquinol to cytochrome c. Gene Ontology annotation, cellular component: membrane. NCBI's taxonomy places the organism in Eukaryota, Viridiplantae, Streptophyta, Magnoliopsida, Gentianales, Rubiaceae. Bases 146 to 982 code for a protein of 278 amino acids. The transcript has 2 exons.